CUCCAAUUGUAUAAAUUCCAUGUGAGGAAUCACCAUACGUACAUAGCCUUAAUUGAUGCCCACUUCACCCACCCAAUAACUCAAAAAAGAACGAUGACAGUGACAACUUGAAACCCCAUUAUAAAUUCCGCCACUUGACAGUUCCUGCCAAGUCAUCCAUUAUUAACACCGCUGCUUGUGCCGGCCACGCAACCCGAGCCAUUUUCAAACACUCCCAGCAGCUUUUCAGUGAAGAAAAGGACACAGAAGAAGGUGGGAAGGUGAACGGAAAGGGGAAAAGAUGACGGGAGGAUACUAUUUCCACAGAGAUGUGCUGCCGUUUGUAGCCAUGGUCAGCUUGAACAUCAUCAACGUUGGGAUCAAUACGCUCUUCAAAGCUGCAACAGUGGAGGGGAUGAGCAACCAUGUCUUCGUCGCCUAUGACUAUGCCAUCGCUUCUCUUGUUCUUCUUCCUGCUCCUUUCCUCUCCAAAAGGUCGAGUGUUCUUCCUCCUUUGAGCUCCUCAGUUGUGUGCAAAAUUGGCCUCCUCGGGCUCAUAGGGAGUUCAUCACAAAUCAUGGUGUACACUGGAAUCAACUACAGUUCUCCAACUCUUGCGUCCGCCAUUGGCAAUCUCACUCCAGCUUUUACUUUCCCGUUUGCCGUCAUUUGCAGGAUGGAAAGAGUUGCGAUUAGAAGAUCAUCCAGCCAGGCCAAAAUCCUAGGCACAAUAGUGGCAAUAGCAGGUGCAUUUGUGGUGACCCUCUAUAAGGGUCCCCCCAUUUUCGCGUCAGAAUCUCCAUCACCAACUAAACUGAAUUAUCAAUCAUCCCUUCUUCAGUCAUCAACAGCAACUACGCAAGGACAUUGGGUACUCGGUGGGAUGUGUCUCACCGUGAAGUAUAUACUUGACCCUUUGUGGUACAUUGUAGUGACACAGAUAAUGAAGGAGUACCCUGCAGAAUUCACAGUGAUCUUCUUCUACAAUGUAAUUGUCUGCAUCAUAACAUCAGUUUUUGCUCUGAUCACUGAAGGAACAACAUCAAGUGCCUGGAUAUUCAGCAGUAGAACAGCAAUAGCAUCGGUUUUCUGCUCGGGAGUGCUUGGAUCGUGCUUGAGCAAUGGUGUGGACGCAUGGGUGUUGCGGCUCAAGGGGCCAGUAUUUGUGUCCUCGUUCAAACCUUUCGCGAUGAUUGUAGCUGUUGCCAUGGGAGUAACGCUUCUUGGUGACAUUCUGCAUCUAGGGAGCCUGAUUGGAGCAAUAACCAUUGCAAUUGGGUUCUACAUGCUGAUGUGGGGAAAGGCCAAAGAGGAAGAUGAUGACACCAUCCCACAACAGAACAGUCACCAUGUUAGUAGUACCCUCGAACCUCAAUCCAACGAGAAGGUACCUUUACUGCAAAAGCUGAACCAGUAGGGAAUCACCAUUCAAGGUGUAGUUGAAAACAGCAGCAGAAGCUGCCGAUUGGUCCGCAUCCAAGAUUAAAUGCAGGGUGGUAUCUAAUAACCUAGUAUGACCUGUAAAUAUAGACGCCGGGUGCUUGUUCCAUGAAAGCCAAUUUGCAAAGAAGUAAAGCCAAUAAUUGAAAUUUGGAAGGCCAUCAAGUGGAACUCUUUCCUCUGUUCCAGAAGGGUUGGAGGGAGAGAAAGAACUGACCUGGCUGUGUAGAACUUCUACCGUAGAAGUGCGAAAUGCUUUGCCGUUGCCGGAAUAGUUCGUUCCGAACUUGAUGAAAGAACGAAUGCUAGAGGCAGGCAGGUGGUAGAGCCUUGCCGGCUGCUGAAUGGGCCGGGUGGUGCAAAUCGUGGUUUGCGAUUGUGAGUUUCAUUUGUUCCCUUUUGGACAUAGUUCUAUGGGCCUGCUAGCUAGGCUUGAAGCCUGAUCACCUAUGAGCUAUGGUCCAAUAUUAACGUUUUUUUGGGUUCUGUAGUGUAGUUAGUUACCCCGAUCUCUUUCACUUAAUGUACGUGAAAAGAUUAGUUACCACUUACCACUUAUACUACGG
Linum tenue is the source of this 1985-nucleotide messenger RNA. NCBI's taxonomy places the organism in Eukaryota, Viridiplantae, Streptophyta, Magnoliopsida, Malpighiales, Linaceae. The record is from the annotation of a GenBank genome assembly.